CUCCCCUUUCCCAAGGGGCUUCCUUCCUUCCUCCUCCCUUGCCCUCCUCCUGGCCAGCCUUGGACCAGCAGCAGGCACUGCCCUCAGGGCUCCCCUCCUUUGUCCCUCCGUUUUGCAUAGAAGACCGCCCUCUUUCUUUCCAGCCGGGUCCGGGGGGCUUGGGCUGGGCUGAGGAGGCGAUGGCUUGGGGGUCUGCCCCCUUCGGCCUGGCAGGGCCAGGCGUCCCUUGGGGCUGGAGGGAGGGGACCCCCCUUGGGGAGGCCGAGAGGAGCCCAGGGGAGGCGGUGGGUGGCGGGGAAGGGCUGAGGUGGGAGCGUCCAGGGCGGUAACAAAGGGAGAUAAAAAGGAAGGGAGCCGCCGAGAGAGAGAGAGGCGGCUGGAGGGAGAGAUAGCUGCCUUGGGGCCCGGCCAAAAAGGACCACAGAGGAGAGGAAGCAACCAACAAGGAGACACCCAGCAGCAGCAGCGGCAGCAGCAGCAACAACAACUCCGAGUCCAACUUCCAGUCUGAAGUUGAUCUCUCCAACCUGAUGCAUCAUCAUACAUUAUGGUUAAUGUCAACUCAUUUAGAAAAUGUAUAUACGUCCUUCUGGCUUUUAUUUUGGUUCUGACUAUUUGUUUGUGGAAGGAAACGCGAAAGGGACUCUAUUUUUCUAUACGGCCAGAAAGUGGAUAUGACAACAUACUGAUAAAGAUGUGGAGGUGGGGUGUCCUAAAAGAAGGAACAGUCCAGGAAGAAGCUGUUAAUGACACAAGUAAAGUCCCUUUGUCUACCAAAGCAUCAAAUACUAAAAUUAAUGUUACUUCAAAAGUGACAAAAAGCAAUUUAGUGACAAAACCCAAGAAAUUGCCCAGUUACCUGAAAGUGUGGAACAAGGAUAGUUCAUCCCAAAGCCUCCACCCAAGACUACAGAAGGCAAGGAAAACCUAUUUGCAAAUUAACAAGUAUAAUGUGAAGUAUUUUGGUCCAAAGAAUACUAAUAAACGCAAACCUAAGGAGUUAUUAUGCCAACUUCGCAAACGGCUGAACUUUGGGAUGAUAACUGCUGCAGAUAAGCCCUUUAGUACAUCAGAAUGGGAGCCGUAUCUGCCAAAGGAAAACAUCAACAUGGAAUUGGGCCGAUGUGCAGUCGUAUCCUCAGCAGGAUCCAUGAAGUCAUCUCACUUGGGGGAAGAAAUAGAUAAUCACGAUGCCGUGUUGCGGUUUAAUGGGGCCCCUACCAGAGGGUUUCAGGUUGACGUGGGAGAGAAAACCACGAUUCGGCUUGUAAAUUCCCAGCUUAUUACUGUUGAAGAACAGAAGUUUCUUACAGACGUACAAUAUAACUUUGGAACUUUAAUUGUGUGGGAUCCAGCACCUUAUCACUCAACUAUUCAAGAGUGGUAUCGUAGACCAGACUACAAUUUUUUUGCAAGCUUCAAGCACUAUCGGAAAAAAUAUCCUGAACAACCCUUUUAUAUCCUGAAUCCGUACAUGCAGUGGCAGCUUUGGGAUAUCCUUCAAGAGAACUCCCCUGAGGAUAUUCAGCCAAAUCCACCAUCUUCAGGAAUGCUUGGUAUUGUUCUCAUGAUGAACUUCUGUGAAGAAGUGGAUGUUUAUGAGUUUCUUCCUUCCAAAAGGCAAACAAACAUUUGUCAUUAUUACCAGAAAUUCUUUGACCAAGCCUGCACUAUGGGUGCCUAUCACCCACUGCUCUUUGAGAAAAAUAUGGUAAAGCACCUUAAUCAAGGGACAGAUGAAGACAUUUACAAUUAUGGAAAAGUGACUCUAACUGGCCUAAAGAAUGUACAGUGUUAGAAGUAUGAUUUUCACAUUCUUCACUUUGAAGGCACUUUUUAAAAAUAUUAAAAUGUUUUUUAAUGAAGGACCAGCCAACAAGUGUUUUACAGUGAGCAAUUUUUCCACAGAGUACGCCUUAAUUCAUGACUACAAGAUGCACCUGAAAUGUAGAGAAUUCAGUCUCACCUCUAUGAUUGUAGCAAUAGAACAAGGAAUAUGACUUCUUAUGCAGAACUUUGUUGUCAGAAAUGCAUAGUUAUGCUUGCCAUAGCUGCAUUUCUUUAAAAAAAAGCUUCUGAAGAUAUUUGGGCAGUUUCUACUUAAAAGCAGAAAGUUGAAUUUAACAAUGUUGAAGAGCAAACUCAUUUUUCAUCCCUCUGUCUCCAAACAUGCCGGCAAUACCUACAGUGAAGGUUAUAGAUCAGCCUGCCAGAUGUCGUCUUACAACACAAACUUUAAUUUUAAUAUAUUACUUUUAAAACUUAUUAAUAUCAUUUCUUUAGUAAGUACACAAUCUUAUGUUACCAUCCUUGAUCCUCCUCUGGAAGAAAAGAAGGAUGCAAAAGCAAUCAGCCAAUUAUUCAGCCAACCAGUUCAUGAAAUGUCCACAACAAAUGACUGUUCUGAAUGUACAGUUAAGCAUUGCAGAAAACUUUGUAAUUAAAGUGAAAAAAGUUAUUGUCCUCUCAUAAAACUAAAAACUAACAAACCUGAUUUUGGCUGUGUGCCAACUCUACCUGUUUCUUGAUAACCCUGUGCUUGUAACCAAAAAUUAAUUCUUGGCACACAUCCCUGUAUGUAUGUUUGUGAGGCAAUAUCCAUUUUAAAAAAUGACACUGUUAAAGAUGUGAAAUUCCCAUAAAGUUUGAAGUUGUGGGAAAAACUGUUCCCCCCUUUUGGGGGAGGGAAUUGAAAUUUUGUGGGAAAUGGGAAAAGAUCUGUUAUUACCAUCCUUUAAAGUGCAGUCUAUGAACUGCAUGCAGCCCUUGGGAUCCCCAAGUACAACCCCUAGAAACCAUCCAACCUGGCCAUUAAAAAAAAUGCACCAAGUCACCUGAGAUUAUGAUGCUUUGCUUCCUCUCUCCCCUCUGGUCCCCCAGAUCUCUCAAAAAGAAAAAUGACCAAAAAUCCACUAAAAUGGCAGCCAGAAAUGAGACUGCACCAUUUGGGGUCUGCUGAAACAUGCUGGUACUGUCCAGUAGGUGAGUGUAGGGGGAAAUGCCCCUGACCCUUGUGUAGUUGUCAAUCCUGGCUUCAUAGAAAUAAAAUCACAUUGUUUCUUUAAGAACAUUAAAUAUAUAAUAGACAUAAUAUGAAACAAUUAUGCAAUUUUGUUUGACAUAAAAUUACAUUUGGUGUGUUAAAAUUACAAUUCAGUCAAACAGUUGUUACAAAGUGAAUUCCUUCUUUAAAAGGUUUAAAUGUUUGUUAUAAAUGGAGGUUAUGUGGAGCAGUCAAAAAAAGCAAGGAAAAUAGAAGAACCCAUCAUCAUUAGUGAAACAAAAUUAUUUUGUCUCCUUUAGUCUUCCAUAGCGUCAAAGAGGCAUGAAACAUUCAUUCCGAUAAAUAGAACAAGAGAUAAGAAUACUAAGACAAGGAACUGCAAUGAUCAGUUACUGUACAUGGUUUUACAUAAAAGUCUUCCUGUGAGAUAUAUUUUUAGAAAUAAUUUGGUGGUUGUACAUAUAUGAACACUUUGUCUUAAAUAUUUUCUUCAGCAUACUGAAUGAAAAUAUUCCAAAAUAUCUCUUUUUCUUCUUCUCCCCACUCCCAAUUUUCGUUAUUCAAAUUCUUCAAGGGGGGAGGCUUUGGGGGAAUGGGGAUUUUGCCCAGUAGUUUUUUCCCCCUGGUCCUUCACAUCUCUAGAUACUGUUGAAUCUACUAUCUUAAGAUAGAUCUUAAAUCAGAUGGUGAUUCUGCUAAUCAUAUACAAAAAUAAAUUGAUAAUGUUCUGUCUUCUGUUAGAGCUGUUUCCACUUAGCUAGGUUAGGUAUACGAUUUGGCUGUUUGUGUGAGUAUUGUUUAUGUGCUAAAUACAUCUGUAUGUCUUUA
Sceloporus undulatus (fence lizard) is the source of this 3832-nucleotide messenger RNA. It is a transcript of the gene ST6GAL1, whose product is annotated as ST6 beta-galactoside alpha-2,6-sialyltransferase 1. The record is from RefSeq and is a predicted model, not a curated record. Lineage: Eukaryota; Metazoa; Chordata; Lepidosauria; Squamata; Phrynosomatidae. The transcript has 6 exons. Gene Ontology annotation, molecular function: sialyltransferase activity. Bases 548 to 1798 code for a protein of 416 amino acids.